This is a messenger RNA of Raphanus sativus (radish), 1680 nucleotides long. RefSeq lists its product as uncharacterized. The coding region runs from base 92 to 1411 and encodes 439 amino acids. NCBI's taxonomy places the organism in Eukaryota, Viridiplantae, Streptophyta, Magnoliopsida, Brassicales, Brassicaceae. The record is from RefSeq and is a predicted model, not a curated record. The transcript has 5 exons.
AAACCAGAAAACGCGGACUUUUAUGUUCUGCCUUUUUUCCCCUCUUACUUUGAUUUGACCCUAAAAAAUAUCUCUCUGAAAGCACCCUUCCAUGGAGAACGGAUCAUCGGUUCAAGGAUCUCGGGAGCAUCUACUCCAUGUGGAGUCGCGACCAAGCGCGAUCAACAACAAACCGCCAGAGUUUCAAGCAUCACGGUUCACCUUCAUGAGCAUCGUGCUCUGGUUCGACCAAUCGAACCGGGGCACAGCUCUGAUCUCGUGGUCCGUUUUCUUCCUUCUAGUCAUCGGCGCUCCGUUGAUCUCCCACUUCGUCCUCGUCUGCUCCGACUGCGAUUUCCACCACCGACGACCGUACGACGCCGUGGUGCAGCUGUCGCUUUCGCUUUUCGCGGGCAUCUCGUUCGCUAGUCUCUCCUAUUGGUCGAGGAAGUUCGGUAUGCGAAAGUUUCUGUUUCUUGAUAAGCUGUGGGAUGUUAGCGACAAGGUUAGGAUCGAAUACGAAGCUGAAAUUCAGAGAUCAACGAGACGCCUAAUGAUAUUCGUCCUCCCAUCACUAACACUCGAAGCCAUCUACAGAAUCUGGUGGUACAUCUCUGGCUACAACCAGAUCCCUUACUUCAUCAACCCUGUUCUAAGCAACGUCCUCGCCUGCACUCUCCAGCUCUCUUCUUGGCUUUACCGUAACGCCAUCUUCAUCACCGUCUGCAUCCUCUACCAAAUCACAUGUCAUCUCCAGACUCUUCGUCUCAACGACUUCGCACGCUGCUUCUCCUCUGAGAUCGCUGACGUCGGCGUAGCUCUCGCCGAGCAUCAAAAGAUCCGUCGUAACUUGAGGAUCGUUAGUCAUCGGUUCAGGAGAUUCAUUCUCUCUUCUUUGGUUCUUGUUACCGGCACUCAGUUCAUGGCGUUGCUUACCACCACGAGGGCUAGUGUUGCAGUUAAUAUCUAUGAAGUUGGCGAGCUUGCGUUAUGUUCGUUGUGUUUGGUUACAGGAGUAUUCAUAUGUUUGAGAAGUGCAACGAAGAUAACACACAAAGCACAAUCUGUAACCAGCCUUGCAGCUAAAUGGAACGUGUGCGCCACGGUAGACUCGUUCGAUCAUCUUGAUUGCGAAACUCCUACAGGUUCAAUGGUUGAGUCCCAAAUUAGACCGUUGCAUCUUGAUACAACAUCUGACGAUGAAGAAGGAGAAGGAGACGAUGAUCUUGCUAAUACCAAGAUACAUCCCAGCUACGCCAAUACCAUUUCUUAUCAAAAACGUCAAGCCCUAGUGACAUAUCUAGAGAACAACAAAGCUGGGAUCACAGUGUAUGGAUUCCUUGUGGAUAGAUCAUGGUUACAUACGAUUUUCGGCGUUGAACUUGCUCUUCUUCUAUGGUUACUCAAUAAAACAAUCGUGAACCUACCAUGAGUAACACUAUAAAUAUAAUGAUUGAAUGGUUUUUGGCAUGAUGUAUGUGACGGAGAACGUUAGAGAUUUAUUAUGGGGAUGCAUGGUGAUAAAUCUCUCUUCCUUCUGUUUUGUUUGAUUACAUGUAAGGGGAUAUGACAAACUAUUCAAAAAUGAUACAAAACAUGUACGUUAUUGUAUCAGAUAUCUAUCUAUUUGUAUCUUUUUUUGUCUGAUUCGUUUUGAGUCCAAGAGUCGAUACAUUUGAUGAAAAGAUUCCUUCCAGACAA